AUGCCGAACGGUAACUCUCGGCCCAAAGAUCCGCCGAGAAUUGCCACGAAAUCUUGCACUUGUGUCAUCCCUCUACCAGUUGUCAAGAAGCCUACUGGAGGUAUUGCCAUAACGUUCACCAAAGAUCUCCUGGUGGACCCCGCAACGCGCGGCGUGCACGAUAUCAGACACACUGUCGUCGCUGCGGCCAGUAGUUCUAGCGCCUCCCGCGCACAAAAAUUCCUGAAAGAGGUCAAGGCCCCGUCCACUGCUCAGGCGUAUGGCUCAUACGCGGAGCUGGUACAAAACCCAGACAUCGACAUUGUCUAUAUCGCCACGCCUCAUUCCCACCACUAUCAAAACGCACUCCUCUGCCUCGAAGCUGGCAAGAAUGUCCUCUGCGAAAAGGCCUUUACCGUCAACGCUGCUCAAGCUAAGAUCCUGGUCCAAAAGGCACGCGAGAAAAACCUCUUCCUGAUGGAGGCAGUGUGGACACGAUAUUUCCCCGUCUCUGUUUAUGUACGCGAGGCGAUUAGCUCGGGCAAACUGGGUCACGUAGUCAGGGUAUCUGCCGACAAUUCGCGCGCUUCCGAACCGGAGAAGACCUGGUCCGACGGCAAACAUAGGAUGGUCAAUCCAGAACUGGCGGGCGGCGCGCUUCUGGACCUGGGAAUCUACAGCCUGACGUGGGUCUUUCAGACUUUGUACACCACGCAAGCCCCCGAAAGUCGCCGCCCUCCAAAGGUUGUUUCCAGCAUGGUUAAGUAUCCACCAACGGGCGUUGACGAGACGACUACCAUCCUUCUCACGUUCCCUCGCGACGUGGAACAAGGAGGCGACAUGCACGCUGUUGCCACUACGGGUAUGCGCACGUCAAGCAAUACCGACGGAAAGGGCACGGCAGGGCCUGCGGUCCGAAUCCAAGGAACAAAGGGGGAAAUGCAAGUCUGGCCACCGGCAUACCGGCCAACGAAGACGAGGCUGAUACUCAUGGAUGGCACUACAGAAGACAAGGACUGGUCGCAGCCUGGACCUGGCAAAGGAAGUGGAUGGUUCAACGGCUUCGGAGACACAAUGAACGCAGAGGGCGAGGGCCACGGAAUGUUUUGGGAGGCGGAUGAAGCGGGGAGAGCGAUAGUCGAGGGGCGCAAAGAGGGCAAGUAUGAAAGCCUGGACGAGAGUGUGUUGAUUAUGGAGGUGAUGGAUGAGGUUAGACGCCAACAUGCCUUCAGGUACCCAGAGAAGAUCGAGACCACCGAAAGAGUCGAACUCUGA
Molecule: messenger RNA, 1254 nt
Organism: Fonsecaea erecta
Lineage: Eukaryota; Fungi; Ascomycota; Eurotiomycetes; Chaetothyriales; Herpotrichiellaceae
Exons: 3
Coding region: 1-1254 (417 amino acids)
Molecular function (GO): nucleotide binding
Source: RefSeq, a predicted model, not a curated record